AUGACUCACCAGGGCCACGACACAGUGACCUACGUACAGUCCGUAUCUUCUCACUCAGACAAAGAGAAGAGCGCCAUUACCACGGAUAUAAUCUCAGUGUCUAGUGACUCUGAAGGGAAGUUAGAACCGCACGUGCAAUUCAUCAAUACAGAUGACCCAUUUCCGGAAUCUCCGGAUGCCCCUGUCGAGGACCAACAGUUAACUGUUCGAGCCGUCCUAGUUGGCUGCAUUUUAGGAGGUAUCAUCGCAGCUAGCAACAUCUACCUCGGUCUCAAGACGGGGUGGACGUUUGGCUCGUCGCUCUUCGGUGCAAUCUUGGGCUUCGCAAUUUUGAAACCACUCUCAAGAAGUGCACCCACUUUUCUUGGUGGGGGCUAUUUUGGGCCUAAAGAAAACAACGUUUGUCAAUCCGCUGCUACAUCAGCAGGAAGCCUCGGAUUGCUCUUUACCUCAGGUUUCCCCGCCGCUUACCAGCUUGGACUGUUGAGCGUCCACCCUAAAGAUGACUUUGGCAGGCUAAUCACUUUCACCAUUUGCUGCGCAUUCUUUGGUUUGAGCUUUACGCAACCGCUGAGGAAAUUCUACAUUUUGAAGUUAAAGCUCGUAUUUCCCUCCGGUGUGGCUGCUGCGUACACGAUCCAAUCUUUGCAUGUCGGCAAGAACGCGGAAGUGACGGCUCGGAAGAAGACCAAGGCGCUGAUCUACGCCUUCAUCUUUGCCAUUCUUUUGCGGGUGGUCAGCGAGUAUGCUCCGGGAAUGCUUUGGGACUGGCACAUUUUCUACGCUUUGAAUAGAAUAGGGUGGAGUUCAGCAAUUGCCGUCGAGAGCUGGGGCUGGAUUUGGGAAUGGACCCCCGCAUUCAUUGGCGUAGGGAUGCUUACAGGUAUCAAUGCUUCGUAUAGUUUCCUCAGUGGAAGUUUUCUCGCUUGGGCUAUCUUGGGGCCUAUAAUUGUGGCAAAAGGACUAGUCCGUGCAGUUCGCUUUCGGCAGCGUUGCCAACAAAUCGAUACCUGGAUACAUGAAUUAUAUGAGCAUGUGAGCUAUCUGAGUCUUACAGAUCCCAUCAACCAUCCAUCUCCUAGAUAUUGGCUGCUCUGGCCAGGCACUCUAAUGCUUCUCUGCGCAAGUUUUGCGGAAGUGGGGUGUAAUUGGAAGUCCUUGUAUGCUGGAAUGCGCUCCGCAUGUGGACCGCUCCUGCGGCGAUUUUCGAAAGGCGAUCUAGAGGACGAUUCCGAGUUUGUGGAUCCUGUGCCUGAGCACGAACGUGUCCCCUUCUGGGCUUGGGGCUCUUUACUUGUCGUCAGUACCAUCAUUACGUGUGUCGUCAUGAAUGUCCAGUUCGGAGAGAACGUUGGUGUCACCCUCCUUGCGAUUUUCUUUUCUUUCUUAUUCAGCUUUAUUGGUUGUGAAAGCGCUGGUCGUACGAAUAUCAAUCCCGUCACAUCAAUCGGUAAUGCUUCACAAUUGAUCUUUGGAGGUUUAGGAAGGGGUCAGAACUACGCCGUCAAACGAGGCGAACUCCUCAACUUGCUUUCUGGGAUGUUGACGCUAGGCAAGUUCUGCGGAACAAGGUACCCUGGCAUUCUCUGUUCAGAUACGGAAUAUUUGUUGAUACUGAGAUUAGCUGGGCAUAUGAUUGGGGACCUGAAGACCACGCACCUUCUCCGAGCGUCUCCAAAGGCUGUAUUCGUUGCUCAACUCUUCGGAGCCGUGGUAUCAAUUUUUGUUUCAGCUGGUCUCUAUGUUGUGUUUUCGACGGCUUAUCCCUGCAUCAACGACCUGAACCACACUACCUGCGCGUUCCCCACGCCUGAUGUGCAGUCAUGGCGCGCAGUAGCCGUUGCUGUAUCUUCGAGCACGUUACCUAUUCCACCGACCUCUGGAUAUACCGCCAUCGCACUAGGAUUAGCAGCCGUCAUCUCCGUCGUGGCCAAGUAUACAAUCGUGCCUCCGAAAUAUCAUGACUUCAUACCCAACUUCAAUGCUAUUGGAAUUGGGUUCAUAAUGAACAUCUGCACAUAUCCUCUGGCAAUGUUUUUCGGCUCGACUCUUGCAUUUUUCUGGAGAAGAAUGUUCUUUAAUAACUACCAGAUGUAUUGUUUUGCCGUUGCCGCGGGCUUUAUUGCAGGAGAAGGUCUCGGUGGUAUCGUGAAUGCUAUUUUCACAAUCGCUGGCAUCUCUGGUGCAACGCAUGGGACAUCCGUCGGGUGCCCUGGAGGGGUUUAUUGCGGAUAA
Molecule: messenger RNA, 2235 nt
Organism: Suillus clintonianus
Lineage: Eukaryota; Fungi; Basidiomycota; Agaricomycetes; Boletales; Suillaceae
Product: OPT oligopeptide transporter protein-domain-containing protein
Exons: 12
Coding region: 1-2235 (744 amino acids)
Cellular component (GO): fungal-type vacuole membrane
Molecular function (GO): oligopeptide transmembrane transporter activity
Source: RefSeq, a predicted model, not a curated record